GCGAGUGGAGAGGCCGGGAGGACGCCAUCAUGGCGGAUGUCACUGCUCGCAGUCUGCAGUACGAGUACAAGGCGAACUCCAACCUUGUAUUACAAGCCGAUCGCUCUUUGAUCGACCGCACCAGAAGAGAUGAGCCGACCGGAGAAGUGCUGUCGCUGGUGGGGAAGCUUGAAGGUUCCAGAAUGGGAGACAAGGCGCAGAGAACCAAACCACAGUUGCAGGAGGAGAGACGGGCAAAGAGGAGGAAGCGCGAUGAAGACAGACACGACAUGAACAAGAUGAAAGGCUACACUCUGCUGUCUGAGGGCAUCGAUGAGAUGGUAGGGAUCGUCUACAAACCCAAGACCAAGGAGACCAGAGAGACCUACGAGGUGCUCCUCAGCUUCAUCCAGGCUGCCCUGGGAGACCAGCCGCGUGACAUCCUGUGUGGAGCGGCCGAUGAGGUUCUGGCCGUGCUGAAGAACGAGAAGCUGUGGGACAAGGAGCGACGGAAGGAGAUUGAGAUGCUGCUGGGACAGCUGGAGGACACUCGCUACCACGUGCUGGUCAAUCUGGGCAAGAAAAUCAGCGACUACGGUGGGGACAAGGAGGUGCAGAACAUGGAUGACAAUAUUGAUGAGACGUAUGGAGUGAAUGUGCAGUUCGAGUCUGAUGAAGAGGAGGGAGAUGAGGAUACGUAUGGAGAAGUGCGUGAGGAAGCAUCGGACGAGGACACUGAAGGAGAGGAAGCGGACAUCAGCUGCACACUCUCUGCCAACUUGGGGACGACUGGGAGUGUGCUGAGUGCUAAGAAGAAGGAUUUGCACCCGAGAGACAUCGAUGCUUUCUGGCUGCAGAGACAGCUCAGCCGCUUCUACGAUGACGCCAUCAUGUCACAGAAGAAAGCUGAUGAAGUGCUGGAUAUUCUAAAGACCACCGGUGAUGACAGGGAGUGCGAGAACCAGCUUGUUAGCCUUCUCGGCUUCAACACCUUUGACUUCAUCAAGAUCCUGAGACAGCAUCGCAUGAUGAUUCUGUAUUGCACGUUGCUGGCCAGUGCUCAGAGCGAGGGGGAGAAGGAGAGAAUCCAGAAUAAAAUGGAGGGAGACGCUGAGCUCUCGAAGAUCCUCUACAAACUCCAGGAAACUGAAAAGGAAGAUAUUAUCCGGGAGGAACGAUCGCGCCGAGAGCGAGUGCGUCAAUCUCGCGUCGAUAUAGACCUGGAAGCCAUGGACAUUGAUCGCGAAGGAGAGAUCCUGGCUCCCCGGCAAGUCCUGGACUUGGAGGACCUGGCGUUUGCUCAGGGGAGUCACUUGAUGGCCAAUAAACGCUGUCAGCUCCCUGACGGCUCCUUCCGCAAACAACGCAAGGGAUACGAGGAGGUGCACGUCCCCGCUCUCAAACCCAAACCCUUUUCCUCCGAAGAGCAACUAAUCGGCGUUGAGAAGAUGCCCAAGUAUACACAGGCAGCAUUUGAAGGCUUCAAGACUCUGAACCGGAUUCAGAGCAAACUGUUCAAAGCCGCCAUGGAAACCGAUGAAAACCUGUUACUGUGCGCUCCCACCGGAGCUGGUAAAACCAACGUGGCUUUGAUGUGUAUGCUGCGUGAGAUUGGGAAACACAUCAACCUGGACGGGACCAUCAACAUCGAUGACUUCAAGAUUAUCUACGUGGCACCUAUGCGCUCUCUGGUACAGGAGAUGGUGGGCAGCUUCAGUAAGCGUUUAGCCAGUUACGGGAUCAAUGUGGCGGAGCUGACGGGCGACCAUCAGCUGUGUAAGGAGGAGAUUAAUGCCACCCAGGUCAUCGUGUGCACCCCGGAGAAGUGGGACAUCAUCACUCGCAAAGGAGGGGAGCGCACGUACACGCAGAUAGUCCGACUCAUGAUCAUUGAUGAGAUCCACCUGCUGCACGAUGACCGAGGCCCUGUGUUGGAGGCCUUGGUGGCCAGGACUAUAAGGAACAUUGAGAUGACCCAGGAGGACGUGCGGCUGGUGGGGCUCAGUGCUACGCUGCCCAACUACGAGGAUGUGGCCACUCUCCUGAGGGUCGAUGCUGCCAAAGGCCUCUUCUACUUCGACAACAGUUUCCGCCCGGUUCCUCUGGAGCAGACCUACGUGGGAAUUACAGAGAAGAAAGCCAUCAAACGCUUCCAGAUCAUGAACGAGAUUGUGUACGAGAAGGUGAUGGAGCACGCUGGCAAGAACCAGGUGCUGGUGUUUGUUCAUUCGCGGAAGGAAACCGGAAAGACGGCGCGAGCGAUCAGAGACAUGUGUCUGGAGAAAGAUACUCUGGGCUUGUUCCUUCGUGAGGGCUCAGCGUCCACUGAGGUGUUACGUACAGAGGCCGAGCAGUGCAAGAAUUUGGAACUGAAAGACUUGCUGCCCUACAGCUUUGCUAUACAUCACGCAGGGAUGACCAGGGUGGACAGAACCUUGGUGGAGGAUCUAUUUGCUGAUCGGCACAUUCAGGUGCUGGUCUCCACAGCGACCCUGGCUUGGGGUGUGAAUCUGCCCGCUCACACAGUCAUCAUCAAAGGGACACAAGUCUACAGCCCGGAGAAAGGCCGCUGGACAGAGCUGGGAGCCUUGGACGUUCUACAGAUGUUGGGACGAGCCGGGCGGCCACAGUACGACACGAAAGGUGAAGGAAUCCUGAUCACCUCACACGGGGAGCUGCAGUAUUACCUGUCUCUGCUCAACCAGCAGCUUCCCAUUGAGAGCCAGAUGAUCACCAGACUCCCUGACAUGCUCAACGCUGAGAUCGUGCUUGGCAAUGUCCAGACAGCCAAGGAUGCUAUUAACUGGUUGGGAUACACCUACCUUUACAUCCGAAUGCUGAGGACACCCACACUAUACGGGAUAUCACACGAUGAGCUGAAGAGCGACCCUUUGCUGGAGCAGCGCAGGUUAGACCUGAUCCACACGGCAGCCCUUAUCCUCGACAAGAACAACCUGGUCAAGUACGACAAGAAAAGCGGCAACUUCCAGGUGACCGACCUGGGCAGGAUUGCCAGUCACUACUACAUCACCCAGGAAAGCAUGGCCACCUACAACCAGCUGCUCAAACCCACCCUCAGCGAGAUCGAGCUCUUCCGAGUCUUCUCUCUGUCCUCGGAAUUCAAAAACAUCACCGUGAGAGAGGAAGAGAAGCUGGAGCUACAGAAGCUGUUGGAACGAGUUCCUAUUCCUGUCAAGGAGAGCAUUGAGGAGCCCAGUGCCAAGAUUAAUGUGCUGCUCCAAGCCUAUAUCUCACAGCUGAAGUUGGAGGGGUUUGCACUGAUGGCUGACAUGGUUUACGUGACUCAGUCAGCGGGACGCCUGAUGCGUUGCAUAUUCGAGAUUGUGCUGCACCGUGGCUGGGCCCAGCUGACAGACAAGACGGUUAAUCUCUGCAAAAUGAUCGACAAACGGAUGUGGCAGUCCAUGUCUCCUCUUCGCCAGUUUCGGAAGCUGCCGGAGGAGGUCAUCAAGAAGAUUGAGAAGAAGAACUUCCCCUUUGAGAGACUCUACGACUUGAACCACAAUGAAAUAGGGGAGCUGAUCCGAAUGCCAAAGAUGGGGAAAACCAUCCACAAGUACAUUCACCAGUUCCCCAAACUGGAGCUCUCUGUCCAUAUCCAGCCGAUCACACGCUCCACCCUGAAAGUGGAACUCACCAUCACGCCAGACUUCCAGUGGGACGAAAAGAUACACGGUUCCUCGGAGGCGUUCUGGAUCCUGGUGGAGGAUGUGGACAGUGAGGUGAUUCUACAUCACGAGUAUUUCCUGUUAAAGGCAAAGUACGCACAGGACGAGCACCUGGUGAUGUUCUUUGUUCCGGUAUUUGAGCCGCUGCCUCCGCAGUACUUCAUCAGGGUGGUGUCGGACCGCUGGCUGUCCUGUGAAACACAGCUGCCUGUUUCAUUCCGACACCUGAUUCUCCCAGAGAAAUAUCCUCCCCCCACAGAGCUGCUGGACCUGCAGCCACUGCCUGUGUCCGCCCUGAGGAACAGCGCAUUCGAGAGCCUUUACCAGGACAAGUUCCCCUUCUUCAACCCCAUCCAGACACAAGUGUUCAACGCGGUGUACAACAGCGAUGACAACGUGUUUGUGGGCGCUCCCACGGGCAGCGGGAAGACAAUUUGCGCGGAGUUUGCCAUCCUGCGCAUGUUACUCCAGAACUCCGAGGGUCGCUGUGUGUACAUCACCCCCAUGGAGGCGCUGGCGGAGCAGGUCUUUGCAGACUGGUUCGAGAAGUUCCAGCUGAAGUUGGGGAAGAAAGUGGUUUUGCUCACAGGAGAAACGAGCACAGACCUCAAGCUGCUGGGCAAAGGCAACAUCAUCAUCAGCACCCCGGAGAAGUGGGACAUACUGUCCCGGAGAUGGAAACAGCGUAAAAAUGUCCAGAACGUCAACCUGUUUGUGGUGGACGAGGUCCAUCUGAUCGGGGGGGAGAACGGGCCUGUUCUGGAAGUUAUCUGCUCCCGAAUGAGGUACAUCUCCUCCCAGAUCGAACGUCCCAUCCGGAUCGUGGCGCUGAGCUCCUCCCUGUCCAACGCCAAGGACGUGGCCCACUGGCUGGGCUGCAGCACCACAGCAACCUUCAACUUCCACCCCAACGUCAGGCCCGUUCCCCUCGAGCUGCACAUCCAGGGCUUCAAUGUGAGCCACACACAGACACGACUGCUGUCCAUGUCUAAACCUGUCUACCACGCCAUCAUGAAGCAUUCGCCCAAGAAGCCAGUCAUCGUCUUCGUGCCCUCUCGCAAGCAGACCCGGCUGACGGCCAUCGAUAUCCUCACCUUCUGUGCUGCUGACGUCCAGCCACAAAGGUUUUUACACUGUACAGAGAAGGACUUGACACCGUACCUUGACAAACUGAAUGACAACACACUGAAGGAGACACUGGCCAAUGGUGUUGGUUACCUGCACGAGGGGCUGAACCUGACCGAGCGCAGAAUCGUAGAACAACUCUUCCGUUCUGGUGCAGUGCAAGUGGUUGUGGCCUCCAGGAGCCUGUGUUGGGGGAUGAACAUCUCUUCGUACCUGGUCACCAUUAUGGACACGCAGUACUACAACGGCAAAAUCCACGCGUACGUGGACUAUCCAAUCUACGAUGUGCUGCAGAUGGUGGGACGGGCAAACCGCCCCCUACAGGACGAUGAGGGGCGCUGUGUCAUCAUGUGUCAGGGGUCCAAGAAGGAUUUUUUUAAGAAGUUCCUGUAUGAGCCACUGCCGGUGGAAUCCCACCUGGAUCAUUGCUUACACGAUCACUUCAACGCUGAAAUCGUCACCAAAACCAUUGAGAACAAGCAGGACGCUGUGGAUUACCUGACCUGGACCUUCCUGUAUCGCAGGAUGACACAGAACCCCAAUUACUACAAUCUCCAGGGUGUGUCGCACAGACAUCUCUCUGAUCACCUCUCGCAGUUGGUGGAAAACACCCUGAACGACUUGGAACAGUCCAAGUGCAUCAGUAUCGAGGAUGAGAUGGAUGUGGCUCCUCUGAACCUGGGGAUGAUCGCAGCGUAUUAUUACAUCAACUACACAACCAUCGAGCUGUUCAGUAUGUCGCUGAACGCCAAGACGAAGAUCCGAGGCCUCAUAGAAAUCAUCUCCAACGCGGCCGAGUACGAGAACAUUCCCAUCAGACAUCACGAGGAUAAUCUGCUGCGUCAGCUUUAUCAGAAAGUUCCUCACAAACUGAACAACCCCAAGUUUAAUGAUCCUCAUGUGAAGACGAACCUGCUCCUCCAGGCACAUCUCUCCCGCAUGCAGCUCAGCGCCGAGCUCCAGUCAGACACCGAGGAGAUUCUCAGCAAGGCGAUCCGGCUGAUCCAGGCCUGUGUGGACGUUCUCUCCAGUAACGGUUGGCUCAGCCCCGCGCUCGCUGCCAUGGAAUUGGCCCAAAUGGUGACACAGGCCAUGUGGUCAAAGGACUCCUACCUCAAGCAGCUUCCUUACUUCACUUCUGAACACAUAAAGCGCUGCACUGACCAGGGCACUGACAGUAUCUUCGACAUCAUGGAGAUGGAGGACGAUGAGAGGAACGCCUUGCUGCAGCUCUCCGAUGCCCAGAUGAUGGACGUGGCGAGGUUCUGCAACCGGUAUCCCAACAUCGAGCUGUCGUAUGAAGUGGUGGAGAAAGAGGCCAUCAAGAGUGGCUCCUCGGUGGUUGUGUUGGUGCAGCUGGAAAGGGAGGAGGAGGUGACGGGACCUGUUAUUGCUCCCUUAUUCCCUCAGAAACGGGAGGAAGGCUGGUGGGUCGUGGUUGGGGACCCCAAGACAAACAGCUUGAUCUCAAUCAAGAGGCUGACCCUGCAACAGAAAGCAAAGGUGAAGUUGGAUUUCGUGGCUCCGGCUCCCAGCACUCAGCACUACACCCUCUACUUCAUGAGCGACGCUUACAUGGGCUGUGAUCAGGAGUACAAGUUCAGCAUCGAUAUCAAAGAGGCAGAUAGUGAGGGUGAGAGCGACUCUGAUUAAAGCAGCCCUUCCCCUCCUCUCGCUCUGACCCUUUUCUCUGGCUGUAUUCUCGGCUGGAGUCGCGUAGUUUUGUAAAAGACGCUCUUAUUAAGUCUCGGAGAUUUGGUUACGUUUUAAAACGUCAUGAACUCCUUCGUACGUCAACAUGUGUGUGAAUCUUUCAGACACGUUGCUUUUGUUGUAUUGUCUGCCGGGGGAAAUAUCUUUUAUCAUAGAGCGAACAGAAACAGAAGGAGUACGAGGCAAAACAUAACGUCUCAAUGAUAAUUCAGUACAAUAUCUUUAUCUGGUCGGUAAGGCUCUUCGCAUUUGACUCUUAUGUUACAAGCCCUAAAUUGAAGGGUGGCUUUUGUGAUUCCCCAGCAAUGACCAGGAAGCAACUGUUUGGAGUUAGAGACAGACUUUCAGAUUGACCCAGGCUUUUUGUCAGUGUCGUUUUAAAAGCAGGAAAAACUCGGAAGUGAUUUUGUAAAGCUUUCUGCGUAGAUCUUUUGUAAGUUGCUGACAAAAGUAUAACCAGGCUGAACUGACUAACAGUUUUGGUACCAGUGAAGUGAAUCCAUGUCAUUUGUUCACCGGUCCAGUGGGGCGUGAAUUGAGCCCGAAUAAAGUAUUGGAGAAUGUUGAA
Molecule: messenger RNA, 7074 nt
Organism: Callorhinchus milii (elephant shark)
Lineage: Eukaryota; Metazoa; Chordata; Chondrichthyes; Chimaeriformes; Callorhinchidae
Gene: snrnp200
Product: small nuclear ribonucleoprotein 200 (U5)
Exons: 45
Coding region: 30-6446 (2138 amino acids)
Cellular component (GO): nucleus
Molecular function (GO): ATP binding; nucleic acid binding
Source: RefSeq, a predicted model, not a curated record